Amblyraja radiata (thorny skate) is the source of this 3003-nucleotide messenger RNA. RefSeq names its product SRY-box transcription factor 21b (gene sox21b). The record is from RefSeq and is a predicted model, not a curated record. NCBI's taxonomy places the organism in Eukaryota, Metazoa, Chordata, Chondrichthyes, Rajiformes, Rajidae. Bases 475 to 1209 code for a protein of 244 amino acids. Gene Ontology annotation, biological process: neuron differentiation; brain development; positive regulation of transcription by RNA polymerase II. The transcript has a single exon. Gene Ontology annotation, cellular component: nucleus. Gene Ontology annotation, molecular function: DNA-binding transcription activator activity, RNA polymerase II-specific; RNA polymerase II cis-regulatory region sequence-specific DNA binding.
ACGCACACAUUAAAACGAGUCAUGGUGAUGUGUUUGCAGACCUAGCGAUUGGACGAGCGUUUCAUUAACAACGCCUUAGCGAUUAUUGAAGGUUGCGUGCGAACGACUGCGCAUGUUCCAGAGCCCACCUGCUUUGAAGUUGGUUCACAUGGUCUCCAGCGAUCGGCAGACUUUCCUCGUAUCUAACUAACAAGAUACUCCGCUGAGAAGGCAUCUGGGUGCAACAGACAACUGAAGGAAUCCUCGGGAGGGCUCAGUGCUCAGCUCGGCGCACCGAGACCACUUCAAGCAACCGAUACUUUAAACACCUGGCGUGGAAACUCCCUGCCUUAACAUUUCUGUCCCAGAUUUCAAAGGAAUCGCUAUGACAUCGACCCAUUGACAAGGGACGAAAAUACUUAAGUAUCAAAAAGUUCACGGUGAGGUUUGGGCAGCGAGAGCACCUGCAGUUCUUUGAUUUUUGUUGUGGUCGCUAUGUCUAAACCUGCGGAUCACGUUAAGCGCCCCAUGAACGCUUUCAUGGUCUGGUCCAGGGCGCAAAGGAGGAAAAUGGCCCAGGAAAACCCCAAAAUGCAUAACUCGGAAAUCAGCAAGAGGCUGGGUGCCGAGUGGAAACUUUUAACCGAAUCAGAAAAGAGACCGUUCAUUGACGAGGCCAAACGGCUCAGAGCAUUGCACAUGAAGGAGCACCCGGAUUACAAGUAUCGACCCAGGCGCAAGCCUAAGACGCUGCUAAAGAAAGACAAGUUCGCUUUCCCCAUGCCUUACCUGGCGGACCAGGAAGGACUGAAGUCCGCCGCCCUGUCCGCCAGCAUUCUGCCGGACUCCUUGCUCAGUUCGGCUGAGAAAGCCAGGCUUUUUUUCCCACACGUUGCAGCGAGCCCGUACUCACUCUUCGAGGCAAGUCACCUGGGGUCAAAAAUGAGCGAGAUUGCGCCCACUUCCCUGGCUUCCUUGCAAUAUGCCUCACCACUAGCUUACCAAAGUGGAGCGAGUGCUGCCGCGGCCGCUGCAGCCGCUGCAGCGGCCGCCUUUGGCGGGGCUCACACUCACACGCACCCGUCACCGGGCAAUCCUGGCUACAUGCUGCCGUGCAAUUGCACUGGCUGGCCGGCUUCAGGACUGCAGCCCCCUCUCGCUUAUAUCCUUCUCCCGGGGAUGAGCAAACCCACAUUGGAACCCUACCCUGCCUAUGCAACUGCAUUAUGACAUGAAGCAAAAAGUUUCUUUUAAAAGCAAGACUGUAUUGCAUUUAAAGGAAAAGUAAUCAACGACUAAAGGUAGUUUGCUGACAGCUAUGGUGUGCGAUGGUUUGGAAUAAAUAACUUCUCAGACAAUUGUUCUCAAAUCAUUGCCUGUCCAAAUCUUUUUGGGAAGACAAGGAACAACUGUAAUUGUUUGCAAAACAGACCACUGACCGCAACUAAAGCCCCUUGUUCGACUGUAUUAAUGUAUUUCGAAAAUUGACGAAUGAAUUAGAGGGAACUGCGCUAUCAAAUCCAUCAAAAGGGUGCGAAAACGCCAAGGAAAUACUAUAAAUGUACAAAAACAGUUGCAGUGGACGAAUUAUUGAAUGUUUCAGACAAUUAGAUUCAGCCCUGGAAGUUUCACUUGCUCAUCUAUACUGUACUUCGGCAGAAUCUAAUCUAGAGACAUUCAAUCAAAUUGUAAAUAUGUGUAAAAAGUCACGGUUGCCAUGUUUAUAGUUGUGCAUACAUCAUGAAACGCGUGAAAAACGAGCUGGACAAGCAUCCGCGAAACAACAAGAAAGGACUGUACAUUUGUAAAUAUUGUAGGUUUUAUUUUGGGUUUGAGACCUAGUAUUUCCUUCAUUCGUCUUGCCAAAAGCGAAUUGUAGAGCCGAACCUACGCGAACAACUAUACACGUUGAUGCACAUUGCCGAAAAAUCUAAACCGGAUUGUAAAUUUGUACAUUUCAGUAUUCACUGUUGCAUGCUUAGUGUUCAUUUUGUAAUAUUUUCCCCUCACACGACCUUCGGCUUGGGCUUCUUGGGUUUAAUAUAAACUCACCAGAAUAUAUGACCAAUCUCUGGAGCAGCAAAGUAAGAUAUCGAAAGGGAUCAUUUCAGUUUGAGCAGUCCUGUGCUGACUGUCUCAUAUUUGUAUUUAUUGCCUAGAUAGACGAUUAUUUUUGCAUUUUACCCCUCGGAUAUUGGACUAUCUUAUGUCCUUUCGAGUAAUGUUUGCACAUUAAAAAUGUAGUAUCCGAGCUCAACGGUUUGUGUAAUGUAACGAACAGACAAAAAACAUGCAAAUGUAGAAAUAUACAUAAAUACACGUGCACUAUAGCAGAUGGAACGCUAUUACAGUUGAAAGUUCUUUAUUGGAGUGCUGUGUGGGACACCGCAGAGCGACCUCUGACACUGCCAUCUAGUGCUAUUCUUCGUAUUCUUAUUAGUAUUAGUACUUCCGAGUCAUAACAAUUAUGGAAUCUAUGUUAUCUCGAAUUUAAAAUGGCACAUAACUUUGACGAUUACGAGUUAAAGAUAUGUCUUUGAUUGACACUGAUCUGUUUGGAAACAUAAUUAGUUUUUAUCAACACAUCAUAUUAAGACGUCGGCAAUCUUAUAUAACAAAAACAUAGAUGUUAGCUAAUAUCUGUGUGGAGUCUGGCAUCUGUUUAUUCCCUUGCUGGUUUACAAACAGCGAUGCAUAACGCCAUUGCCGUAAAAUUAUUCUUCAUGGGUUUUUUUAAAGUCCAAAGGAUUUCAAUAUAACUGUCACGUUGUUUGCUGUAAUGUGUAACUCAAAUGUUGAAGUCACAGCAUGUUACUUCACACCAUUUUGGCAUUUCUGUAAUAGAAAAUACUUUUUUAAUUAUGCAUUUGACGAAUCUUUAUGAAGUUUUAAAAAGUGUAAUAUGUUGGUUUUUAAUUUAACAGUAGACGACGAACAUUCCUGUAAAAUUUUGGGUCUGAUUUCUACCCUGUUUAUUUCUUGAACACGGGGUUUUAAUAAAGAAGAAAAUAGAGAGAAAAAAAA